Messenger RNA from Pterocles gutturalis (yellow-throated sandgrouse), 1861 nucleotides. RefSeq names its product extracellular calcium-sensing receptor-like. The annotation marks the transcript as partial. The record is from RefSeq and is a predicted model, not a curated record. The transcript is spliced from 4 exons. Gene Ontology annotation, molecular function: G protein-coupled receptor activity; calcium ion binding. NCBI's taxonomy places the organism in Eukaryota, Metazoa, Chordata, Aves, Pterocliformes, Pteroclidae. Gene Ontology annotation, cellular component: membrane. Gene Ontology annotation, biological process: G protein-coupled receptor signaling pathway; detection of calcium ion; intracellular calcium ion homeostasis.
UUCAGAGAUGGGCUCUCUAUAAUGCUUUGGUUAUGAAGAAAGAAAGACUGCUGAAUUGUUUUGCAAUGGAGAAGACAGAGGGAGAAACACCAGCAUUGUGGCUCCCACCCGGUUGCUCAUCUCCCUGCGGACAUGUGUCCCAAAUCCUCUCUGUGCUGUAUUAAGGAAAGGAAAAGCUUAGACAUUACUCCGUCUGCUUUCUUACAUCAUCUUUUCCAAUUUUGCAUCCUAUAACUCCCUGGUAAAAAGAAGAACAAUGACUUUACAUAGCUGCUGCUUCAUCCUUUUGCUAUUUACCUGGAACGCAGCUGCCUAUGGGCCAAACCAACGGGCACAGAAGAAGGGAGACAUUAUUCUUGGAGGAUUGUUCCCCAUUCAUUUUGGUGUGGCUGCUAAAGACCAGGAUCUAAAAUCAAGACCAGAAUCAGUGGAGUGUAUAAGGUAUAAUUUCCGAGGCUUCCGCUGGCUCCAGGCUAUGAUCUUUGCCAUAGAAGAAAUAAACAGUAGCCCAACUCUCCUUCCCAACAUGACCCUAGGAUACAGGAUAUUUGACACUUGCAAUACAGUCUCUAAAGCACUCGAGGCUACACUGAGUUUUGUGGCCCAGAACAAGAUAGACUCCUUGAACCUGGAUGAAUUCUGCAACUGCUCAGAACAUAUCCCUUCCACCAUUGCAGUCGUGGGGGCAACUGGCUCUGGCAUCUCUACUGCUGUGGCCAAUCUGCUGGGACUCUUUUACAUACCUCAGGUCAGCUACGCCUCAUCAAGUCGUCUCUUGAGCAACAAGAACCAAUUCAAGUCCUUCCUACGCACAAUCCCCAAUGAUGAGCAUCAGGCCACGGCGAUGGCAGACAUCAUCGAGUACUUUCGCUGGAACUGGGUGGGAACAAUUGCAGCUGACGAUGACUAUGGCCGGCCAGGGAUUGAAAAGUUUCGGGAGGAGGCGGAGGAGAGAGACAUCUGCAUUGAUUUUAGCGAGCUCAUCUCCCAGUACUCAGAUGAAGAGGAGAUCCAGCAGGUGGUGGAGGUCAUCCAGAACUCCACGGCAAGGGUGAUCGUUGUUUUCUCCAGUGGCCCAGACCUGGAACCCCUCAUCAAAGAGAUCGUCAGGCGGAACAUUACUGGCAAGAUCUGGCUGGCAAGCGAGGCCUGGGCCAGCUCUUCCCUGAUAGCCAUGCCGGAGUUCUUCCGCGUCAUUGGCAGCACCAUUGGGUUUGCACUGAAGGCAGGACAGAUCCCAGGCUUUCGCGAGUUCCUGCAGAAGGUGCAUCCCAAGAAGUCCACCAACAAUGGCUUUGCCAAGGAGUUUUGGGAGGAGACAUUUAACUGCUAUCUCCCCGAUGAGUCCAAAAAUUCUCCAGCUUCAGCUUCUUUCCACAAGGGCCAUGAAGAGGGACUGGGAGCUGGAAAUGGAACGGCUGCCUUCCGACCUCCAUGCACAGGGGAUGAGAACAUCACCAGUGUGGAGACACCAUACAUGGACUACACACAUUUGCGGAUAUCCUAUAAUGUGUAUUUGGCAGUCUAUUCUAUUGCCCAUGCCUUGCAGGAUAUAUAUACCUGUACCCCUGGGAAAGGACUUUUCACUAAUGGAUCCUGUGCAGACAUUAAGAAGGUUGAGGCAUGGCAGGUUCUCAAGCAUCUGCGACACUUAAAUUUCACCAAUAACAUGGGGGAGCAAGUGGAUUUUGAUGAGUUUGGGGACCUGGUAGGGAAUUACUCAAUAAUCAAUUGGCAUCUGUCUCCAGAGGAUGGUUCAGUCGUCUUUGAAGAGGUUGGGCACUACAAUGUUUAUGCCAAGAAAGGGGAGAGGCUCUUUAUUAAUGAAAACAAGAUCCUGUGGAGUGGAUUCUCUAAGGAG